This is a messenger RNA of Drosophila melanogaster (fruit fly), 3708 nucleotides long. RefSeq lists its product as uncharacterized. Lineage: Eukaryota; Metazoa; Arthropoda; Insecta; Diptera; Drosophilidae. The coding region runs from base 842 to 1453 and encodes 203 amino acids. The record is from RefSeq and is marked reviewed. The transcript is spliced from 7 exons. Gene Ontology annotation, cellular component: anchoring junction; membrane.
UCGAUUUAAGUUCCAGCUCUAUGAGGGAAGCAAAACAUUAUUAUUUUCGUCGUUUUUAUUUUUUGAUUAUAUAGAAAAGUCAGUGGUCGAGGAACAUGUGAAAGUGGAAAAGCGACAGAGCUUUUCAAGCAGAGUGUAAGUGCAUACAGGUUGAACCCAAAACCGACGCAUAUUUUUGCGAAAGUGCAAAGCAGACGGCGAGAGUGUGAAAAGGCAGCGAAAAGAGAAUAGAGAAAAAAUAUAGCAGCCAGUUUCUCCUGGGCGUGAGUGUGUGUGCGUGUGCCAUAUUGUUAAAUAAGGCAAAUAUAGUAAAAUAAACGUAGAAAAAACAGCAACAACUAUGCAUCAGCAGUACCAGCAGCAGCAACAACAACAGCAGCAGGGUAACCUUGUUGGCUACAACAACAAAAUGAACGUCUUGCCCAAUUACACGCUCAGCGGAAUGAGCUCCUUUGAUGCCGAAUCGCUGCCAGAUUAUUCAGAAUUUGAUUCCGAAUCGGUAACCCUGGACUAUUACAAGGAAAGAUGUUGAACGGGCUGCUUCCGCCAGCAAUUUGAAAUUGAAAACGCAUUGGAUAAACCUUAGCGCGCAAACCAAAAGCAAUAAAACGCCAAUUGAAGCAUUUAUAUUAGAUUGUUAAAGCCAACCGGCGUAGCAUUUACUUGCCUGCCCCAAAAAAGUAAAAAAAAACAAAAAGAAAAGAAAAGAAACCCUUCCAACAUCCCACUAAGCAAAACUAACCAAGAAACGCAUUGAAACGCAUUCCAAUUAGUAGCUGCGGGCAGCACAUUGCCUGCAUAUACAUAGUCGAUAAGUGUUCUACGUCCACCAGCGGAGAAAAUGGCGCCGACCACGACGAUUGAGACCAUCACAAUCACGAGGCCGCUGAAGGUGAUUGCAUUUAUCUGCGGCGUCAUCGUGGUGGCCCUCAUGAUUAUGGCUCUGGCGUCCACAGAUUGGUUAAUGGCCUCAGACUGGCGGCAAGGUCUCUUUGUGCACUGCAUCGAGGAUGAUUCGGUGCCGCCGCUGCCAUUCAAUAUCCAGGAUCCGCCAGGAUGCUACUGGACCCGCGAUGUCGGCUACAUUAAGGCCACAGCCGCUCUGUGCAUCAUCACGCUGAUAACGGACGUCAUUGCCACAGUACUGACAGGUCUGGGCCUCCGGACGCAGAAUCAUAAUCUAAAGUAUAAGUUCUAUCGUAUAGCAGUAUUGGUGAUGCUUGUAUCCUUGCUGGCCGUAUUGUCCGCCUUGAUCGUAUAUCCAGUAUGCUUUGCCGGCGAACUAACCAUGGCCAAUCGACGAGUCUGGGAAUUUGGCUGGGCCUAUGGCGUCGGCUGGGGUGCGGCCAUCUUUCUAUUUGGGGCCGUUGUCCUGCUGCUCUGCGACAAGGAGUCGGAGGAGAUCUACUAUAAGGAAAGGAAAAUCGUACAUGAAAACCAAAUGCGCGCCUAGGCAAGGCCGCACGACCUGCCUGACGUCGUUCUGUAGAAUAAGUAUAUAGCAACCAACCAACAACACACACAGACACACAUAGAUUUCGAUUUAAAUCAGACUCAAGAACAGAAGCAAUUUGCAGCUAAGCGAAUGUGUUACAAUUAUGAUUGUGUAUAUCAUGACCAUUUCAAACCAAAAAUCCGUAGCCAUCUUAUAAACCACCCCCCACCCACCAUCUUAUAGUACUCGGCAUUUGUUUAGAUGACGUUACACCCAAUGAGUUGAUUUUGUGUUCGUUCGUUUCGAAAGGUAAUCGUAGACAAGCCACAAACACACGACCCACAUCUAUCAUGUAGUCAGUCAGUCAGUCAGUCACAUGUAUGUACGUCUAGGAAUUCUGAAAGUUAAUCGCAUUAACCAAAAACCCCUACAUAUAUACAACUGCAUGCCACAUGAGUUCCCCAGCAUUGUAGGCAACUUUUAGAGCUUGCUUUUCCGUAGAAAACUGAGAGCAGGUGCCAGUUGAAAUUAGACCUCUUACAAUAUUGUACUCAUACUCGUACUCAGCUACAUUAUACAUAGCAAUGUACUCCCCAUGUAUCUCAAUCCUAAUCGUGAGCAGAAUCCAAAUUAGAAUUUGUAUAUGAACGUAAUCGAGGGAAUAGGUGUAACCACGACAUAUAAAGCCACAAUGUCAGCCACAUCGUCAUUGUCAACGUUUCAUGCCGAUUACGCUUUCAAAAUAUUUGUUCUCCAUUUGUGCUCCAUAUGUAUAUCCGUUUCGAAUAUUAUAAAUUAUGUGUUUGUCCCAGUGUUUUGCGCGAUACACAACACCAAAUGUACUCGAAUAUAUGUGUUGCUCUUUUACCUUUUGUAAAAUAGUUUUACCAAACCAGUCCAGUACUCAGCUUGUACUUGUACUAAUGUCCCCGAGCCGUUCAGUUAUAUGUUUUAAGCCAAGCCGACUUUUAAGUAUAAUCACUCGUUUGUAAACUCCUAUUUUGUAAUAAUUUAUUGAUACCUGUGUUCUUACCACAACCGAAAACAUAUCACACGCAACUGACAGCAAUAAAAACGUUUUUGACACCUUUUGUUAACAAUUUAAGAACAUAUAUUUUUUUCUUUUUUUUUUAAUUUUUUCCAUAUACGAUAAGUUUGUUUAAGUUGUAAACCAGCAUAAGGUAUGAGUAUUGGCGAUAUCGCAACAACUAUAACUAAGCCAUCCUUUUUCAUAAUUCAACGUUAUCUCUGGAUUUGUUAGUUUAUUAGCAAAUCAUUCGAAUUCGUCCAUCACAUCUCGCAAUCAGAACAUAAUUAUGUUUCGUUCGUUUUCGUUUUUAAUGAGAAGAUUUUGAUUCAACGCCGAAAUGAAGCGAAGCAAAUGCAACCAAAAUUAAAUGCGACCUAAAUUACAACAAUACAAAGGGAAUAUAUAUGCUUGAACAUCCAUAUAUCCAUAUAUAUAUGAAGACAUUGAACAAAUCGUAGGCAGGAACGUGCGGUGAAAAAAAGACGAAACAAAAACAAUUAUAGCGAGUAUAAAGACGACAAUUAUACCAAAACCAAUUGAAUUAAUUAAACUAUGCUUACAUACACGCAUGUUUAUAUAUAUAUAUAUAUAUAUAUAUAGUUAUAUAUAUAUAAGUUUAAAGUAUGUAACAAUUAAUGCAAUUAAAAAACAAAACAAAAGGGAAUAAGUAAGAAGCAACCUAUAACUAACGAAACAAUUAUACUCCAAAAAAACGAAACUCUACGAAACGUUACAGUUUUCCAUUGUGUAACUAACCAACACAUGAGCGAGGAUCAUUUUGUUUUAACAAGCAAGCAAAAUAUAUAUACAAACACAUAUGAAUAUAUUUAUUAAAAGCGUUUUAAAAUUUAAUUUUUUAAAUUUACAUUCGAUAGAAGAAAAACGACAAAAACAAAACAUCACCAGAUUAAGUAACAUUAUCAGUAACAAACGUAUUGCUAGUGAUCCAUAUACUGUAAAACAUAUGCCUAGAUCAUAUUUUAUAAAUUCCCUAUAUGCAUUACCGAAUACCUAAUACCUAUACCCGCAUCUAACGAAAAUAACAAACUAUGUACUUCCACAAAUUAUUCUGCAGUUCACUGGAUAUAGCCUUGAAUUGAAUAUUUGGCGCUCCAAAACCCAAAAGGCAUCUAGCCCACAUACCAACCACCCACCCAACCUAUCCGCAUAACCCGUACAGCAUCCCGUACAAUGUAAAUACUUCAGGAGAGUUUUCAAGAAAAUAAAAUAGUGUUUAACGUUC